This is a messenger RNA of Linderina pennispora, 1131 nucleotides long. RefSeq lists its product as uncharacterized. Lineage: Eukaryota; Fungi; Kickxellomycota; Kickxellomycetes; Kickxellales; Kickxellaceae. The transcript has 5 exons. Gene Ontology annotation, molecular function: acyltransferase activity, transferring groups other than amino-acyl groups. The record is from RefSeq and is a predicted model, not a curated record. Bases 1 to 1131 code for a protein of 376 amino acids.
AUGGAAGAAUUCCGCCAAACAGUCGAAUCCCAAGUUGUUUCUCUUUCCGCCCUAGAUUCGUAUGCGUCGGUGAUCAAUACGCAAGUCAUCCUGUUCUACGAAAAUGAAAGCGCAACUCCUGACUUUAUGCCAGCUCACCAGCUCAAGGAAGGAUUUUACAAGACACUAAAACAGUUCCCUACGCUUGCCGGAUAUUUUCGCCAGAAGCCGGAUAAUGGGCUCGAGAUUGUGAUUGACAAAGACGAUCUCAACCUUCCCGAGUACCGAGAGUCCACAUCAGACAUCCACUUCGACAGUCUCGAUGGGCUAAUGAGCGCCGGCGUAGUCCCGAUUCCCAGUAGUUCCAGUGAUAGGAUUAAGCUCGCAAAUGUGCAUAUAGUUCGACUGAAGGAUAACAGCGGCGUUGCCAUGUUUAUCAGCAUCAUCCACGCCAUUGGCGACGGCACAGGGUUCUACGUAUUCUGGAUGGCAUGGCUGUCGCUGAACACACGCAAUAAGCUAAUGGACAGGGUCAUUACUGGGGCUGGGUGGCAAGGCAGCCUGUACAAGAUCAACCGAGCCAAGCUUGAUUCGCUUCGCACUGAAGUCUCAAAGCAUAUUCCGGAUGGAGAGCGCAUCUCCAACAACGAUGUCCUUUCGGCACUGAUUGCGAAGACCCUGGCUCAGUCGGAGCAAAGGUUUCCUAUCGCCUGCGACAGCCGCAUGCGUCUCGGGAUAUCGCACUUGAACUACGUGGGUAACGCCCAGUUCCUUCCUGCGUUUUCCGUACCCAUCGAGCAAUCCGAGUCGCCAACAACGCCUGGCUCGCUGGCCGAGAUUGCACGCCUGGUGCGGGAGGUAGUCAAUUCGGCCGACGCUGAGCACAUCGCGUCGUACUUCGACACGCUCUACAAUGAACCAUCGUCGUAUACGCGGCCCCAGUCGCGGUUCGGGCUGUACAGCGCGGACUUCGGUCGUGGAGCGCCGGCAUUUGCCACAACGCGGCCGAACCGCGUUGCUGAGGCGGUUUCGAUUCUGCCCGACCGUCCACCAAGCAAGGACUUGUAUGUCAGCUUCACCAACACAGCGCAGAUGCUGGAGCUGAUCCGGACCAACAAGUUUUGGAGCGACUUUGCAGAGUUUGUUUACUGA